AUGAAAGGUUUAGACCGAGCGCAGGAAGCACACUCGACUAUCCACCAUUGAAAAGACACGGAGAUGGAGGUGCGGAAGUGGAGUCAGCUGGAUGCCAAGCACCAUAUAGUCGAGCUGGCUGGACCAUCGGGCAGGAGGCUUGAACGCAAGCUGUCCAUCAACACUGCUGGAGAUAUGGUUUUAAUCUGGUGGCGCUGUACAAGAGAUGAAGUUUAUCCUUGGAGUCCUGUGGUGAAAGAUCAGGAUAGAGCCAAUGUACAUGUAUAUAGCUUGAGAGGGGCAAAGGCGGAGCUGCUGUGCUAUUAUAGAACAGAAUUCGACCCAGUGUGUGUCGUGUUCAGUCAAGUUCAGCCGAAUGUCAUCAAUUCUGUCGAACAGAAAAUUUCUAGAAAGGGCGAGGUGACAGUGGAACGGUGCACGUACGAAAUCAGCAAGAACAGACUGCAGAGGAGCUCGGUGACGUCGAUUGCACUGCAGACGCACGUGUGCUGCGUGGCGUUCAGUCCUGAUGACUGCAAGCUGCUGCUUGGUUGCAUUGACGGAUCGCUGGUGCUCUUCGAUGAUGGCCAGGGCAGCACUCACCUCGUCAAGGCUGCUUUUAUACCAACAUUGGUUUGUUGGCACCCCGAUGGAGCGCUGUUACUAGUGGCCAAUGAGCGCUGUCAAAUACAAUGCUUCGACUGCGCUCUUGCCUGUGUCAAGAUUCAACUACUUGGCGAAGAUCUCAUGCCUUCAGUUCUACUCGACCUCAGCGUUUAUUUCAGGCAUCAACCAACUCUUUUACAUGUUGGAUGGAAUAAAAAGUCUGACGCACUUAUUUGUUCAAGUACUGUCGCCAUUCAAGAUGGAUACCUCUUACUGCUAUUUGAACGUGGUCCGUUGGCGGUUGUGAAGUUGAUUGGAGGGGGAGGCAUGUUGAACGACGUGCAUAACCAAGGUCUGACAUCAGACGCUCUGAUAGCUCAAUACCUGAAUGUGGGCCAGGCUGAUCGCGCAGUCAACCUGUUGCUCAGUCUCAACUGGGAUCAGGCUGGCUACGCGUGUCUCGCAUCGUUGCAUCGAAUUGUCAAUCAUCUGCUGCGUUUGCCAUUAACACCUGAUAGAGAACUUCAGUUGGAAACAGCUCUGGGAAGUUUUCAUGUGCCUGCUCGCCCCUUAAGUCAUUCCACUGAAGAAGAAUUUGCAGAUCCUGUAAGGGACCUGACCAGGAGAUUUUUUCACCACUUGCUCAGGUACAGGAUAUUCGAUAAGGCGUUUCGGUUGGCGAUCGAUCUGAACGAGCACGAUCUGUUCAUGGAUGUGCAUCACUACGCAAGGCUAACAGGCGACACAGCCAUGGCCGAUGCGGCUCUCCAAAAAGCCGACCAAGUCUCCGAUUGCAGCUCGCAGUCAGACUCAUCGGACUGUGACUGUGAUCGGUCGAGUUGUAGCUGCAGUACAGAAUCAAGCGGUUCUGUUGGCAGAAGUGGAGUGGGUGGUGGAGGGGGAAGCAUGACGUCAUCCGUGCCACCCCCCUUGCCCGUUGUGCACAGAUCUCUGCAGCCGCAGUUGUUGAAUGGCAACCCCAGGCAGAAGGUCAAAUUCUCUGACACUGUCACUCACAUCACUGUUCAGGAAGAGUUAUCGGGCUUAUCAGAGGAAGAGGAGAGGAGGAUCAAUACUGUAGGCCUCCCUCCUGUGUAUGGAUGUCCGGCAUUACUCCCACCGUACAUGCCCUCUUUUUCUCGCACUGCACCACAAGAAUCUACGUUUCACUAUCAGCUGUUCAAUACUAACACGUCAGCUCCGAUAUCAACCCCAAACACAGCCAAAGACUAUCUCAGCUCAGCGACAACUGCUCUCACAAGGUUAUGUAAAGGAAGCUGUUUACGUCCCGCCUCUACCAACUACUCUGGACGAUCUGCGGAACAAUAUCACUGCUGCCAUGCACUCAAUAACACCAGAUAUGAUUUCUUGCGUGUGGGACUAGUUUUUCGUGCAGUAGCCGGAGGCCACAUUGAACACUUGUAAGGUGACAGGGAUGAAGAGGAGAGUGACACUAUCAAGGUUGUUCAUUUUGGUAUUGUCUGACAACAUUGUCAUCAGCUCAAGUGCAUAAGUAGAGUAAAAUAAAGUAACUGAUGUAUAUUUGCAAACAAAUUUACGUGCUGCAAACACAAGAAAUUCACUUUUCAUCGGAUGAUUAUAUCUCUAUUUGUACAGAAACAGAUAUUUAUAAAGCUGAUUUUCGUUUGUGCGUAAAUGCCGUCGUCGACCACAACAGGGAGAGAAUCUCAGAUUGGGUGGAUUUCAAUUUGUCUACAUAACCUAAAAGAUUAUGUUCAAUUAUGUUUUAAUGGGGCAGGUUGAGCUUAUACUUUUAAAUGGCAAUAUGUUGAUAUUAUUAGAAAUGUUUUAUUUCUUGAUAAUAAAGACAAAUUAAUGAUGAAAGAUUAUUUGAUCAGCUGUUUUAGCACACUUGAAAUUUGGACAAUAUGAAUGUCAACAAUGCUUGUCGUCGUCGACUGCAGAAAUUUACGCACAAACGAAAAUGCACCUUUAGAUACAAAACAUAUAGAAAUUUUGGCAUCAGCUGAUUAAAAGUUAAUUGCUCGAGUUCGCGGCACGUAAGUCUGUACGCCCCUUGAAGCUAGGGUCUCCUUUGUGCGUAAAUGCCGUCGUCGACCACGUCAGGGUGAGGAUCUCAGAUUGGGUGGAUUUCAAUUUGUCUAAAUAAUCUAAAAGAUUAUGUUCAAUUAUGUUUUAAUGGGAGAGGUUGAGAUAAUACUUUUUUAUGAAAUAAUACUUUUUAUAUUUUUAAAUGGCAAUAUGUUGAUAUUAUUAGAAAUGUUUGAUUCUUGAAAAAUAAACACAAAUAAUGAAAGGUUAUCAGAUCAGCUGUUUUAGCAUACUUGAAAUUUGGACAAUAUGAAUGUCAACAAUGCUUGUCGUCGUCGACUGCUGAAAUUUAUGCAGAAACGAAAAUACACAUGUAGAUAACAUAAGAGUUAUCGAUCAUCAAAUGAUCAUGACUAUGAAUUAUAGGUAUCGAAGAAGCAUUUGCAUUCAAAAUGAAUUAGAAAAUAACUUGUAUUUUCAAAAUAAUAUUUUGUCUACUAUGUAGACACUCUAUUUUAAUACUUAACAUUUGUGCUGUAUUAUAUUAAGAGUAAUAUAAUUGCAGUUUAAAAAUUAACUUUAUAUUUAAUACUAGAAUUCAAAUAUUAAUAUUAGGAUGUGAAUUAUUCAAUUUGUAUAGUGCACAGUAAUAAAGUUUGAAAUAUAUUGUCAA
Nilaparvata lugens (brown planthopper) is the source of this 3271-nucleotide messenger RNA. Its product is annotated as WD repeat-containing and planar cell polarity effector protein fritz. Lineage: Eukaryota; Metazoa; Arthropoda; Insecta; Hemiptera; Delphacidae. Gene Ontology annotation, cellular component: axonemal basal plate. The record is from RefSeq and is a predicted model, not a curated record. The transcript has 13 exons. Gene Ontology annotation, biological process: cilium organization; establishment of protein localization; nervous system development. Gene Ontology annotation, molecular function: protein binding. The coding region runs from base 64 to 2010 and encodes 648 amino acids.